Drosophila busckii is the source of this 2314-nucleotide messenger RNA. RefSeq names its product gamma-tubulin complex component 2 homolog (gene t-Grip84). NCBI's taxonomy places the organism in Eukaryota, Metazoa, Arthropoda, Insecta, Diptera, Drosophilidae. The record is from RefSeq and is a predicted model, not a curated record. Gene Ontology annotation, molecular function: gamma-tubulin binding; microtubule minus-end binding. The transcript has a single exon. Gene Ontology annotation, biological process: mitotic cell cycle; microtubule nucleation; meiotic cell cycle. Gene Ontology annotation, cellular component: gamma-tubulin small complex; centrosome; spindle pole. The coding region runs from base 78 to 2114 and encodes 678 amino acids.
CACAACAGUCUCAAAAUAAUAGAGCUUAUAUUUUGUACAAAAAGUAAAGUUUAUAAUAAAAGCAAUACUUACGCACAAUGGAUGAUGAAUUUCCGCAAUCAUUUCGCAUGAGCAAGGCGCAGCUGGAGUCGCGCAUGCGCAUCAUUGGGGAGAAGCUGGAGCAGCAGUCACUGAAGGAAGAGCAGUCCGAGUCCAAUGCAGAGCAGAGCACGCAGCGCAGUGAAUCCGCUGAAGCGCUGCUGCCCAAGCAGGUGAAGAGCAAGACAAGCACUUGGACAUUCGAGAGCGUUGGUGGCUUCUUUAUGCCCCGAGAGCAGGUGAACAAACUCUCGCUGCGGCGCCAGGAGCAGCUGCUGGUGCGGGAUUUGAUUUACGCCUUCUCCGGCGUGCCGUCGGCGCAUAUACGUCCCGAAGUGGAUGUGGAGCAGCUGGACGCGGAGCAGCAAUUGCAGCAGAUUACGUUUAGCAUUGAUCCCAGCUUUACGGCGGCCUUUCGUGCGCUGGCCAGCGAGCUGUUGCCACUGGUGGGUUACUACAUAAGCGUGCAGAGCUUCAUAGACGACUCCAUAAUGUGCCAGUCCAGUCUGCGCGCCUUGGGCAAUGCGCUGCACAAAUCGCUGCAUGAGUAUUUCGAGCUGCUGUCCACGCUGGAGAACCAGCUGCUGCAGCAUAAGCUCAACCUGCAACAGCUGGUGGCACAGUUGCGUCCCUGGCUGCAGACGCUGCAACAAUACGCGGCACUGGUGCGCAAUGUGCGUCACUUGGAGCUGAGCACUGCGGAGCUGCUGACGCUGGUGCACGAGCAGCUGCAGCAGAGCAAGUGCCAGGCGCUGCUCACAGAUGUGGCGCGUUAUUAUAUGAAAAUGGUGCAGCUUUGGACGCAGAAGGGCGUGCUCUAUGAUAUGCGCAAGGAGUUCUUUGUCGAGGAUGCGCAGCCCGGUGAUAUGAGCAGCACGCUGCUGUCGCCCAAGCAAUGCUGCCACGCCUACUGGGCGCAGCGCUACAGCUGGCAAGCGGAGCGUUUGCCCAGCUUCUUGCAGCCGCAGGCGGAGCAAAUCUUUCUAGCAGGCAAAUAUCUCAAUGUGCUGCGCCAGUGCAACGUGCAGCUGCAGCUGCUGCAAGAGUCUCUAAGCUACGAGCCGGCGACGCAGGCGCAUGUGGCAAUAAUACAACGCAGCUAUGAGUUGCCGGCAAAGAAGCUGCUGGACGUGCUGGUCAAGCAGCAUGACUUGCCACAACAUUUGCGCAACAUUGAGUCGUAUUUGUUUUUGCAGUAUAAACCAUUUGCCACUGAACUGUUUGAGCUGCUUGCUCCACAGCUGUGGGAGCAAAGCGACAACAUGCGCAUUGAGCUGCUGCAUCUGCAAGUGCUGGAGGCAAUGCAGCAUAUUGUAGAUCCACACAAGCACUUGUUGCAGUCCGAGCUCAAGUCGUUUGAUGUAUCCAUGCAGCUGCAACAACUGCUGGAGGCCAACAGCGAAGCGGAAGGUGAGUCCCAGCCUGAUUCACCGCAGGCGCAACUGCAGCUCUAUGGCUUUGAGUCCUUCGCUCUGGGCUACGUGCCCAAAUGGCCCAUUAGUCUGCUCUUGCAUGAGCUGCCGCUGCAGCAAUUGCAGAUACUGCAUCGUGUGCUCUUCUUCUUGCGCUAUGUGCUGCUCCAGCUGCAGGCUUAUUUCAGACAGCAGCCCACUGCCUUGGCCGACAUCAUGUCCAGCUGUCUGCAACAAAUUGAGUCACACAUGCUGGACAAUCUCUUGCCACGCUGGCAGCAACUGCAACAGAAAGUGAAACAAGCUCAGCAUAUCGAUGAAGUCUUAACGCAUUUUCAACUCACCCUGGACAAAACGCUGCGUCUUUGUUUGCUCUCGGAGCCCGUGACCUUUGUGCGCGCCAUUUUUACUUUGGGUCAGCUUUGCUUGAAUUUCUGCAAGCUGCAGAAAAAGUCCAUGACGCAGGAAUAUGCAGAGCAGUUUAAUAAUCUACUGGGUGGCAUUAUAGAUCUUGUUGCCGAGCUGGUCAACAUGCACAGCAGCGUGGAGCGUGAUAAGGAUGAGGCCGAGAACUGCAAGCAAUUGUUGAAACGUCUAGAGAGCAUCAGUCUGCAAUGCGCGUAAUAAUUUUAAUUAUUUUAAUUGUUUUUAGCAGAAAAGGCCAAGAGAAGCUUUAAAAUUUAUUAGGACAAACCCCUUAAAUUAGAUCAAAUUCAAAAAAGGUUUUUGAUCUUCAAAUUUGACUACGAAUUAUGCAAAUCAGUUCAAAUAGAAGAAAGAAGAUAGAAACUAGCGGUUACAAAAUAAUAAAAAUAAAUGAAUAA